Molecule: messenger RNA, 3481 nt
Organism: Puccinia graminis f. sp. tritici CRL 75-36-700-3
Lineage: Eukaryota; Fungi; Basidiomycota; Pucciniomycetes; Pucciniales; Pucciniaceae
Exons: 5
Coding region: 732-3371 (879 amino acids)
Source: RefSeq, a predicted model, not a curated record
UGAUGAUGACCAAAAGCUUCUCCUGAAUAAAAAAAAAACAAUGGAUGAAGCAACAAUCAGACUGAGCCUUUCUUAUCUAUUUACUACAACCCACUAGCAGCACUAGUAGUCAACAGCCCAAUCUCAGCAUGCCCUCAACCCCACCACGAUCUCGCCAGCUCUUAUCAUCGCCAACAAGCCUGGCCACCACCCUCAUCAACUCAAGAGAUCAUCAUCCCCAUCAUCCAGCUAGCCUAUCCUCAUCCCCCAACGAGCAACCACCGCCAAUCCAAAUCAGCUCAGACAUGCAGCAACCAUCAUCAUCAUCAUCAUCCAACCAACCGAGCUACUCCCAACUACUCCCCCUACUAGGAGGAGCUAACCGUUCUAAUCGGUACACAUAUCUAUUUAUCUAAAUCGCCUCUUGGUAACCACCGUGGAUCCCAAAAGCUACAGGCGCUAUAACUAACUCUCAUCAAUCGUCAGCCCCGUCGUUCGAGAGCGAAAACAGAUUGUCUCCUCGACAACGCCAAAUUACCAGCGAGACAUCGUCCUGCCCGUCUGAUAACGAGAUCUCGUCCCUCUAUGGAAAGUACCGACACUCGGGCUGUUCACUCAACGAGAACUUUGAGGCGCAAGACUCUCCACAGGAUUCAGGCAACAACUCUGGAGGACAGGAUUCGUUUACUCAAGGGGAUGACGCUAAUGGACUAUCGGUACGGAAGAGCGGAGUGAUUGAUGAACUAAACUGGAUGCUCGGCGAGGCGAUUGAUUCGGCUCAGACGACCUUCGGCAAUACUGAGGAUCAGGUCUCCCCAGAAUCCCAACCACCACUAACCCACGUCAGGUCCUACUCUCCGCUCGUCAAUGGCUUGGAGUCAUUGGGCGUUGACAAAGAGAGGACACUCCAUACACCCGAAGGAAUUCAACCCGGCGAACAGUCUACAGAAGACUUGAGUGAACCUAUCACUGCCUCAAGUCUCUCGGAUUACAGUGCUGAUCCGACCGACGAUUCUCAGGCUGCUAAAAGUGAGCGCCAGCGUAGACGGGUCUACAACCUGACGGACUCAAGCUCUUGCGCCGUGAAUGAGGGACUGAAGGAGUACUCAGCCUAUGACUUGACUGCUUUAUCAAAAUCUCAGAACGACACACUACCUCAAACGCAUUCAAAACUCGAGCAACCACUCACCAAGGAAUAUGCUGAAAGCGCAAUUUCGGCUGCAGCUCAAUCAGCUUCCUCGGAAGAAGUCUUAUCGUCAUCAGCGCUUGAGGAUUCUAACGUCCAGCUCUUCCGUCGCUCGCCAUCUCAAAGACGCAACCCGUUUAUCAUUGGCACAAAACUUCAAGACUUGGUUGCUGCUCGUAAGCAGGACGCGCUCCGGGAGACGCACCAAUCAACCUCAUCUGAUCGCUCAGAAUCUGCUUUGCCAUUGACUCCUUCAGCAAUCAUCUCCACCGAGGACUUGAAUACCUCAAACCCACUCCUCAAGAGUAACUCUCAGAAAAUCGUGAAUUCAUCUGCCAAGAAGUUGGUUGAGGAGGACCAGAACCGACUUCCGAAAAGUGCAAGUCCAAACGGAAAACCACUCACGGCUCGCUCUCCAGUCGUCAAAAGAUCAUCCUCAGACAUGAACUUCCUUGAGCAAUGGCAGUGGCUUGAAGCACAACACCCAUCCAGCUCACCCCCAAAGAAAAAGCACUCGAUUCCCACAACUGAAAACAAGCCAAAUCGGAUCACGGCUCCUACUUCCCGCGAAAAAUGCAUCAAGACCUUGGAUGAUCACUUCAGGUCUACCAAUGGAUCCACCGAGCUGUCGAAAAAAAUGAAUAUUCUGUCUCAAAGACAACAAAACCUGCAACAAACUCUACAGCGUCACAACAACAUCAACAACGCCAACAAAUCCAGUCGGCCGAUCAAACCUAUCGGAGCUUGGUUCGACCGUGUCCCGACCAUCAAUACCAAAGACCUCAAGAAGGUCAAGGCGACUGCAGACCGUUGUCAGAUCUACGAAGCCAAGCUCCAGCAACUCUACUCUGCACCCAUGGGAUUGGAUCUUUGGGUCUGGCUCAAGACUUGUGGCGAGUCGCAGAACAGCUUAUUACCAGCUGGUUCUUCUUCCACGCAUACCCAGGCUCGUAAGCCAGGUUACUCUCCAUUGAUGAGCCAUCAUCAACCCCCUCUCUCCUCGCUUCCACCGCACCUCCAGCACCAACCGUCGGGCAAUUCUCAGCAAUCAGCCGCUGGUCUAGCUCAGAUGCGCGAUACCUCGAUGAGCAGUGUCGCCUCGUUUCCAUUGCGGGCUGGAAACUCGCAGAAGGCGAUCCAGAUCAGGAGGGGGAGCGAUAAUCAACUGAUGGAGAUCGGCCAUCCGGAUCCAGCGGCUCCUCGGUCGAACGGGAUGAUUGUCAACUCGCUGAUGGAAGUCAACAACCUCCCCUAUCCGAGCCUCUACCCGCACUCGGUUGGCCAACACCUUGGAAUCCAUCAAGCCCCAGUGGAGAAUUCCAACAAUAAUAACAGUAGCAGUAGUAAUCAUACCAACGGGGGGCCGACGAGCAGCAGAAUGGCUGGAGGGUCGCGUUCGCUUCUCGAGAAUAACUCCAAGAGCGGCGGCGGUGGUGGUGCCGGGGGGCGAUUCUUCAGUCAGAUCACACGACACAACAGUACCAAGAGACGCAAUCAUAGCGCCAGUGCCACCUCGUCGCCCUCGAAGAGCAAUCUGGUUAUCUCUGCUCCAUUAAUUGCUGGUCCGUCCGGCGCCCCUCGCGGGCCUCGUCCCGAACAUAGUGGUCCAUUCACCAAGAGUCCCGCGGCCGAAUUGAAGUCCUUCUUUGCCAAGGCUCAUGAGGUUGCUGUCGGCGGUCAGGCGCGUCAUUCCCCAGAACUGGAGCCUCUUCCUCCCCUCUCGCCCGCUUCCUCCCGCAACCAGCUCCGGAUGUCCUUUGCCUAUGGAUCCGCCGCCUCCAAUCGACAUCCCCCUCCUAACCUCAAUACCCUGCCUACUCAUCUCAACAACAGACUUGCUUAUCAACAGCAUCAUCAAUCCUCCGCUUCUAUCGGCACGACUACCGUCGACCCGGCCCCGAUCACCCCGCACCGACGACCUUCUCAGCUUGCUUCGGAGCCUCAUUACUUGUUCUCUAACCCGUUCCAUACGCUUCCUUCCGAUUCCGAUCCUCAUUCCUCUUCAAAGACAUUGUCUCCACCAGUCACUUCGACAACGUCGACCGAUAGGAAUCUCAACUCACUCAUCGACCUCAAACUCGAUAAACUCGUCGAUAUCUUGCCCCAGGCUGAUCGUCUCCUCUUGCGCAAAUUGCUCAUCGAUAAUCAACUCGACGAUGUCGUCACUAUCGGGAGUUAUUUGGAAUUGGUUAAGAAUCAGUCGUGAUCUUGGUUUUAACUUUCCCUGUUCAGAUCUACUUGGUCCUUAUCAUUCGAGUUUAAUUAACUCACCAACUAAUCAAUACAGAAAAACAAAACUGGGUUUUUUGUUUUUCU